GUGUUUUAAUUUUAAACAGGAACAAUGCCCAAAAACUGAUGAAAUCGUUCAUUAUCUUUUGCAAAGUGAAAUGGUUCCUUUGUGCCUCCGUUGCAUGGACGUGGGUAGCGACCUCACAAAAUCCGUUGCAGCAUUUGUGAUUGGCAAGAUUUUAGGUGAACCAGAAGGAAAGACCUACUGUGGGACAUUUGCAGAGAGAUUUUUUUCAGUGUCCAGGGCUUUGUCAAAAAUGGUGGAUGAGUUUUCUGGAAAGCCGUCACCCGCGUUGUUGAAAAAUACGCUAAUUUGCUACCUUCGACUCUCCGAAAUAUCGAGGUGCUGUAAUGUGUUGAAGAAACGCUACCCUGAGCGAUUGAGGAACCCCGUAUACCUCAACCAUGUCUGUGAUGGAAAUACUAGAGCUCUGGCUGAACAGGUGCUACAAAACAUCAUGGGAAGACAGCAAGUUGAAGCUGUACCAGUGGAAGCCUUAGUUUCAGCCACGAGAUCCAUGCAAACGUAGAACAUCACUGCUUCAUGUCCUAACAAUUCCAGAUUAUUAUCUUGUUUAUAUGCGAUAUGUUACUUUGUGGAAUUAUAUGGUUUCUUCAACUUCAAGAUAUACAUAAUAAAC
Lactuca sativa (garden lettuce) is the source of this 613-nucleotide messenger RNA. RefSeq lists its product as uncharacterized. The record is from RefSeq and is a predicted model, not a curated record. Gene Ontology annotation, biological process: mRNA catabolic process. Gene Ontology annotation, cellular component: CCR4-NOT complex. NCBI's taxonomy places the organism in Eukaryota, Viridiplantae, Streptophyta, Magnoliopsida, Asterales, Asteraceae.